UUUUAGUAACAGGCUCUCUUCCCACCUCAGUCAUUGGUUUGCUCACUCUCUUAUGUGAUGAGUCAGUGCUUCCAGAGCAGGGGCUUCUGAGUGACUGUUGCAACAAUUGCUUCCAAAUGACCUCCUGCAUCUUAGCGGGGAGCUUUGAGGCCACACCCAAGGUCUCUCCUGGAGAUUCUGAAGCCAAACCUCUGAUCUUCACCUUUGUCCCCACUCUCAGAAGACUACCAACCCACAUUCAGUUGGCUGACACUUCUAAAUUCCUUGUUAAAAUUCCUGAGGAACCAAGUGAUAAGAGUCCAGAAACUGUAAAUAGGUAUGAAUAUAGUGACCAUAUGACCUUCAGCUGUGAGAGCAAGCAGGAGAGGGACCAGAGGACACAAGCUUAUCCCUCAGAGGUCAGUGGAAGGAAUUCACAGAGAAAGGAAUUUGAUAGGGUUGAGCUUCAAGGAAUGCAGAAAGGCGAUCUCUUCAAAGCGGAAUAUGUUUUUAUUGUGGAUUCUGAUGGGGAAGAUGAAACUACAAACAGACAAGGUGACCAAGCACCCCCCGGAGGACCAGGAAACAUAGCUACCCGGCCCAAGUCCCUGCCUAUUUCUUCGAGUCUGGCCUCUGAUGUGGUGCGCCCCAAAAUACGAGGGGUUGAUCUCAAGGCCUCUUCCCAUCCUGAAGUUCUUCAUGGGAUGGCCCCUCAGCAAAAGCACGGGCAGCUAACCUGUCCCACUACCUCUGGGCAGCUUGCUCAUAAACCACCUGCUUUCUCCUUUGUUUUUCCAACUAAUCAGAAAACGCCACGCGUCCUAGCUGACUUCAGCGGAGCCUCUGUGCUAGAGGAGUUUCACACUCGCAGGCUGGAUGUCGCUGGGGCCUCAGUGGAAGAAACAGCUACGUCUUUUUACACUACUGCUCACGAAUCCCCUUUCUCUGCAUGGAAGGGCGCUUCGACGUUAGCAUUUUCUCCUUCCACUCAACUGCCAGGUUCUAGUUUCUGUGGCUCAAAUGUCACUGAUCACACACACGGGCUGGCAUCUGAAGCACAGAAGAAAGCGUCGACUUCGCAUGCGCUUAACCCCAGGGAAGAUCUGAGAACCUCUCCUUCGCCUGCCUCUGGUGCUUCUCUGAAGUCACCUUCAGCUUCCUACAUACCAGUCCGCAUUGUCAUGCAUUCACUGUCUCCAAGUCCCAAGCCACUUACCUCCUCUUCCCAUGGUUCUUUAUCUACGGUCUGUAGCCAAAUGUCAUCCAGUGGGAAUCUCUCAAAGUCAGGGCUGAAGUCCCCGGUACCCUCUCGGCUUUCUCUCCUCACUGCUAUCCUUAAGUCAAACCCUUCUCACCAAAGGCCUUUGUCCCCCGCGUCCUGCCCAACUUUCUCCCUCAAUUCCCUGGCCUCUUCCACUCUUACACUUGAUCAAAGAGUAAAGCAAACACCAUCCACACCUAAGAAGUCCCUCUCCAGUUGCUCCUUGACAGCUGGAUCUACAGAGCAAGGCGAUCACCAAGCUCCUGCAGAGACCCACCAAUCCCGCCACCUCCCUUUCUUUACCAAGUCUACCCCACUUUCUCAGGUGUACCCCCUCUUUCCGCCAGCACCUGCCAAUAGCAGCUAUGCUUCUACAGAUGUAGAGAGAGUCCCAGGAGGCACACUGGGGAGCAGUGCAGCUCCACCCCCAUUACAGACUGAUACAGCCAGUCUUGCUGAUGUCCCUUCCGUGGCACCAGGCUUGUCCUCUGUUUCUUCCUCCAAGGGCAGAAAGGAUGAUGACCUCAUGGGUCCGGAAAAGAACAGGAAUAUUUGCACAUAUCCUUCCACCUUAUCAUCCUCUGCACUGCCUGCUAAUGAGAGCCCUGCCCUUUCCUCUCCAGAGAAAUGUUUCCAUCCUUCCCCAGCCCUCUCAGACCUGAUAGACAGAUCCAAAAGAGCGUGCUUGCAACAGCACCCAGGCUCAAGACAUAGCCCCUCAGUUCUCCCUGCUCCCCCAAUCUCCAGUGCUGCCUCUGCUUCUCCUCCCAGCUUGGGGCUCUCCGUUCUUCUCCCCCCUGAGAGUUCACUCACCCGGGUGCUCCAGCCUAAUCCUUCAGCACUGCACCCAAGUUGUGGGGGUGACACAAGUCCUUCAAGACCUGGGAUGCCUGAAAGUACAACAUGCAGCCUCAGCUCACUUGUUCCAACCCCAUCACUGCCUGUCUCUCUAACAAGAACCAAGGAGCUGAUCUCACCUUAUGCAUUGUCCAUGUCAUCAGGCCCUGAAAAUAAGAAGCCCAAGCAAUACAAGACCAAGCCAAGCUACAAGGCUUUUGCAGCAAUACCUACAAACACAUUGCUCCUGGAACAGAAGGCACUAGAUGAACCAGCCAAGACUGACAGCAACUCCAAGGCCAGCGUGUUAGACCUCCCAGUACAGUUGUGUUUCCCUGCACAGCUCAGGCAGCAAACCGACGAGCUCUGUGCUACUAUUGAUAAGGUCUUGCAGGACUCCCUGUCUAUGCAAUCUUCUGACUCUCCUUCACGGCCCCCGCAGACAGUGUUGGGUUCUGAAACAAUCAAAACUCCUACAACUCAUCCAAGAGCAGCUGGUCGAGAAACCAAAUAUGCAAAUCUUUCAUCAACAUCCUCUACAAUGUCUGAGAGUCAACUGACUAAGCCUGGAGUAAUUCGCCCAGUACCUAUAAAAUCCAAACUGUUACUGAGAAAGGAGGAAGAAGUUUAUGAGCCCAACCCCUUCAGCAAAUACCUUGACGACAACAGUGGCCUGUUUUCUGAGCAGGAUGUGGCCAUCCCUCACAAGCCUGUCUCUCUCCAUCCUUUACAUCAGUCUAAACUCUAUCCUCCUGCUAAGUCCUUGCUGCAUCCACAGACCCUCUCUCAUGCUGACUGUCUUACCCCAGGACCCUUCAGUCAUUUGUCUUCCUUCUCAUUGAGGGAUGAACAGGAGAAAUGCCCCACUCUCCUUAGUCAGAACACAUACAAUAAGCUGGGCAUCUUUUCUAUGAAGUUGGGUCAUCCCAUGGUGGCAAUUCCUGAACACGACACUCUUGACUCUAAAGAGUUCCUGAGCCCUGAGGACAGGGAUUUGAAGGGGGCAUCCUUUUUAGGGCUGAGUAGCCCAAGGUUUCUCAUAUUCUUCAUGUCGUCUGGCAGUGGGUCUCUGUAUUUGUUGCCAUUUGCUGCAGGAGAAAAGUUCUCUGAUGAUGGCUGA
This is a messenger RNA of Acomys russatus (golden spiny mouse), 3197 nucleotides long. RefSeq names its product muscular LMNA interacting protein (gene Mlip). Gene Ontology annotation, biological process: negative regulation of transcription by RNA polymerase II. The transcript is spliced from 14 exons. Gene Ontology annotation, molecular function: transcription corepressor activity; lamin binding. Lineage: Eukaryota; Metazoa; Chordata; Mammalia; Rodentia; Muridae. The record is from RefSeq and is a predicted model, not a curated record. Bases 117 to 3197 code for a protein of 1026 amino acids. Gene Ontology annotation, cellular component: PML body; sarcolemma; nuclear envelope.